CUCGCCCAGUGCAUUGUGGUCUGUGUGCUAAAGGAAGCUGCUGCAGCGGAAUCUGAAGAAUUUGAGGUGUCCGCCAAGUCUGCUGUUCAUCGUUAACUUAGUCUGUCGGUACCUCUCUGCACUGUAAGGACUGCAAGGUUUAACAAGCAGUAAAAAAUGUCUCAGGCCGACAAAAUGAAGCAGGGCCAGUUCACCAACCCUGAGACCCCAGGGUAUGUUGGAUUCGCCAACCUGCCUAAUCAGGUUCAUCGCAAGUCAGUAAAAAAAGGAUUUGAGUUUACAUUGAUGGUAGUAGGUGAAUCUGGACUUGGAAAAUCCACCCUGAUCAACAGCCUUUUUCUCACUGACCUUUACCCUGAGAGAGUCAUCCCUGGAGCAGCAGAAAAGAUAGAAAGGACGGUUCAGAUCGAGGCAUCAACAGUAGAAAUUGAGGAGCGAGGAGUGAAGCUCCGUCUCACUGUGGUAGACACACCAGGAUAUGGAGACGCCAUCAACAGCCAGGACUGUUUCAGCACGAUUAUCAGCUACAUUGAUGAUCAGUUUGAGCGCUACCUCCACGACGAGAGCGGUCUAAAUCGUAGACACAUUGUUGACAAUAGAGUUCACUGCUGCUUCUAUUUCAUCUCCCCGCUUGGUCACGGCCUAAAACCCCUGGACGUCCAGUUCAUGAAGGCCAUUCACAAUAAGGUUAAUGUGGUUCCUGUCAUCGCCAAGGCGGACACUCUCACCCUUAGAGAGAGGGAAAGGCUCAAGCGCAGGAUUCUGGAUGAGAUUGAUGAACAUGGUAUUAAGAUUUACCACCUUCCUGAUGCUGAGUCAGAUGAGGAUGAGGACUUCAAAGAGCAAACUAGGAUCCUCAAGGCUAGCAUCCCAUUUGCAGUUGUAGGAUCCAACCAGCAGAUUGAGGCCAAAGGGAAGAAGGUGAGGGGCCGUCUGUACCCUUGGGGAGUGGUGGAGGUGGAGAACCCAGAGCACAACGACUUCCUCAAGCUGCGCACCAUGCUGAUAACCCACAUGCAGGAUCUACAGGAAGUGACCCAGGACCUGCACUACGAGAACUUCCGCUCGGACCGCCUCAAACGGGGUGGCAGGAAAGGACCGGAGCCGGAGGAAAUGGACAAGGAUAUGAUCCUGCAGGAGAAGGAGGCUGAGUUGAGACGAAUGCAGGAGAUGAUUGCAAAGAUGCAGGCCCAGAUGCAGAAGCAGGGAGAUGGAGAGGGAGAAGGCCCCAAUGCGUGAAAAGUCAACGGUUUUUGAGCCACUGCUCCACAUCGACCAGAGAGAAUGGGAUUGAUAGCAGAAAAGGUGUAAGAGCUGUCUGGUUAUUGACUCCUACUGCUUGCCACUAUCUUCAUUCAGUCCCACGUGGGAUCUGGAGUCAUUUUUUUUAUACAUACAGUAAAAUAUACUCAAACAGUGUUAUGUUUAUAUAUUUACACACGGUUCUUU
Seriola dumerili (greater amberjack) is the source of this 1449-nucleotide messenger RNA. It is a transcript of the gene septin2, whose product is annotated as septin-2B. NCBI's taxonomy places the organism in Eukaryota, Metazoa, Chordata, Actinopteri, Carangiformes, Carangidae. Gene Ontology annotation, cellular component: septin ring; septin complex; synaptic vesicle. Bases 157 to 1239 code for a protein of 360 amino acids. Gene Ontology annotation, biological process: cell division; regulation of exocytosis; cytoskeleton-dependent cytokinesis. Gene Ontology annotation, molecular function: GTPase activity; GTP binding; molecular adaptor activity. The transcript has 13 exons. The record is from RefSeq and is a predicted model, not a curated record.